This is a messenger RNA of Anopheles coustani, 1302 nucleotides long. Its product is annotated as ornithine decarboxylase-like. NCBI's taxonomy places the organism in Eukaryota, Metazoa, Arthropoda, Insecta, Diptera, Culicidae. Gene Ontology annotation, cellular component: cytoplasm. The record is from RefSeq and is a predicted model, not a curated record. Gene Ontology annotation, molecular function: ornithine decarboxylase activity. The coding region runs from base 1 to 1302 and encodes 433 amino acids. The transcript is spliced from 2 exons.
AUGAAUGUGCUUAAGUGUUCAGCUGAUUUGACGUUGAUCAGCGAUGAGAUGUCGAUUAGGGACGUGAUUCGUGAUAUCGUCCGCAAGGGUCCGCAUGAGGAUCCGAUUCUUGUGCUAGAUCUAGAUGAUGUAGUGCGCAAGCAUUAUGGCUGGUAUGAGCAGAUGCCACGUGUAAGUCCUUUCUAUGCGGUGAAGUGCAAUGACGACCCACGAAUCUUGAAGACAAUGGUAAAGCUCGGACUCGGGUUUGACUGUGCAUCGAAGGGUGAGCUGGAGCGUAUGCUCGACUUGGGUGUGGAACCGGAGCGGAUUAUCUUUGCUCAGCCAGCAAAAUCCAUACCGUCCCUGUUGUAUGCGCGCUCGAAACAGGUGUCCGUCAUGACGUUUGAUAGCGCGAUCGAGUUAGAGAAGAUACAUCAGUACUAUCCAGAAGCCCAACUGGUGUUGCGAAUACGUCACGAUGCGGUAAAGGUGCGCUGUUUUUUGGGCAAGAAGUUCGGUUGUGAUUCUGUCAAUGAGGCACCGGCGUUACUGCGUAAGGCGGCCCAACUGAGGUUGACCGUGGUCGGCAUUAGCUUCCACGUGGGGUCAGGUUGUGACGAGCACGAAGUUUACUACGAUGCCGUAAAGAUGGCCCGGAGCCUGUUUGACUACGCCAAGACUAUUGGUUACGUGCUGAAUCUUCUGGAUAUCGGUGGUGGGUUCCCGGGCGAAAAAAAUAAACCGAUCGAUAGGUACGCUCAGGCAGUGAAUCGAGCUAUCGAUCAUUACUUCCCAGAGAAGGAAAAUGUCCGAAUAAUUGCGGAACCUGGUCGUUAUUACGUAGCCUCCGCGGUCACGUUGGUAUCGUUUGUGGACUCUAAACGUAUUGUGACAGAUCGCCUUGAAGAUGGAACCGACCGGACAAGGAUUUUCUACUAUAUCAACGAUGGUAUAUACGGGACGUUCUAUAGUACAGCAUACGAAGCUCAAGAAACGAUCCCUAUCGUACAGCGCAAGGCCAACGCCAAGGAGUACAGUUCAUCUAUUUGGGGCCCAACUUGCAGUCCUCUCGAUAUUAUUUUACGGGACAUACAGCUGCCGGAGCUAGACAUCGGGGACAGUGUUGUGUUCGAGAACAUUGGAGCAUACUCGACGGUAAGAGCUUGCCAGUUCAAUGGAUUCCCUCUGCCGAAGGUCAUCGCCUACCUACGUGAAGGAACCUGGAAAAUUUUGAAAGAUGUCAACACUGUUCCUUUUCCGGCGCAAAUAUCUCCAAUGGCAUACACCUCGGCACGCACGACAGCUACACGAUCCCGGUAG